CUCUUGCUGUCCCCUCUCUUUUCUUGGCCCUCCAAAAUUCUUUCACUAGAUAUCAUAUAAUCUAUCAUCUCUUCCCCUCUCAACCAAAAAUAAAAAUCCAACCAUUGCAUUCCAAGAAUGUAGAAAGAUAGAUAUAAGAACACAAAAACGUUAGUACUUAUCUACCUUUUUUUUGUUCUUCUUCACUAAUGGCAACUACUGCAAUAAGUGCUACUUCAUCAACACAAAAAUAUCAAGAAUAUGAUGAAGAUGAAGAAGUUACAAGUUAUAACAAUAUGAACAACAACAACAAUAUUGGUGGAGUUGUUAGUAGACAAGAUAUUAAAGCUGCUAUAGCUAAAGCAAUUGAAUUAAGAGCACUACAUGCUGCUCUUUUACAACAAGGGAAUAACCAUAGUCCUGUGAAAAAAAUUCCUUCUUCUGCUUCUCCAACUGUUUCUCUUCAUUCCCAUCAUUUUUCUGCUCAAGAUUAUCCCAUUUUCACACCAAGCUAUGACGAUGAGCCAUUGCCAGGAUACAAACAAUUACAGUUAGAUCACAAUCCAAACUAUGCUGAAAUUUGGGAUGAAUAUGGCUUUGGAGGAGGAUUAGGAAAUGGUAACAAUGAAGCCAUUUUAUCGGAUUACAGAAAGGCGAAUUCAUCCUUAAGAAAAGGAUUUACUAACAGUCUAAUCAACUCAGAAUCCCACAUUUGUCCUGCUGAUGAUCAGAGAUCAGUCACGAGCUCGUGUACUGAUCAAAUCACUACGCGUAAAGCUUCUCCUAUCACUCGUUACAACAAGACUCGGAGAAACUCGUUAGGGGACUUGACAUCGAUUUCGUCUUGCAACAAGUGUAAGCCUGCAAUAAUUAGUACUGAGGCUGAUGGUGUUGGCAAUACUAGCAAGAGUGGAAAGAACUCGAAUGUCAUCGUGCCAUUGACAGAUUCACAUGUUUCCGUUCAAUCGCAGCCAAAGAGUAAAGGUGGGAUGAGCUUGUCAUGGCUGUUCCCUAAGCUAAAGAAGAAAAACAAGGUUGAAAAGUCACCAAACCGGACAGAUCAGUCCGAUGAGGUCUCUCAGAUUUUUAAGGAUCGUGUGGGGACGGUUUCAAUCGAGAUGUUGAAGAAAGAGCUCGUGGAAGCAAACGAGAGCAGAGAUGCAGCGGUGAUGGAAGUCUCGGAAAUGAAGUCGUCAUUAGGUGAGCUAAACCAAAAGUUAGAGUCCUUAGAAACUUAUUGUGAAGAGCUUAAAAAGGCAUUGAGACAAGCAAUUCAAACAAAAGAGUCCCCUGUGUCCUCCAACCUUAGAAAUUUUCCAAAAAACGGAGAAAAUGUGAUCCUGGUUAGCGAUGAGGUAAUGCUAGAAGGGUUUUUACAGAUAGUAUCCGAAUCAAGAUUAUCGGUGAAACAAUUCUGCAAGAUUCUAAUCAGACAGAUUGAAGAGACGGACAAUUUGUUAACCGAUAACUUGAACCUUUUGCUUCAACCAUACAAGCUAUCUCUAGAUUCAAAGUACUCGAAAGCAGUUUUAUACCAUAUUGAAUCCAUCAUAAACCUAUCACUUUUCCAAGAUUUCGAAAACUGUGUGUUCCAAAAGAACGGCUCACCAAAACACUUAGACCCUCAACAAGAUCGCGUAGCUCAGUUCUCAUCCUUUGUCGCGUUGAGGAACUUAAGUUGGAACGAAGUGUUGAGAAAGGGGACAAAGUACCAUAGCGAAGACUUCAGCAAGUUUUGUGAUCAGAAAAUGAGUUGCAUUAUCACGUUACUUAAUUGGACAAGGCCAUGGCCGGAACAACUCCUCCAAGCGUUCUUUGCAGCUGCUAAGUGCAUUUGGUUGUUGCAUUUGUUGGCGUUUUCGUUCAAUCCUUCCCUUGGGAUUCUACGAGUGGAAGAGAAUAGAACUUUUGAUGUGCAUUACAUGGAGGACGUUUUCACGGAUAAGCAAAGAUCACAAGGUUCUUCUAGCAGGGUUAAGGUCAUGGUCAUGCCUGGUUUUUAUGUGCAUGAUAGAGUAAUUAGGUGUAAGGUAAUAUGCAGGUACAAAAAUGUAGCAUAGUUAGGUUCCUUUUUUUUUAUUUUGUUCCUUAGUAUCUAACUUGUAAUAGUGGUUUCUUGCUGAUUAUUUGAUUUGGAUGAGUUCUAUAAACUAGUUUCCAUAUGUGAUCUAAACUUCGUCAAAUAAAUGUAGCAGAUAAUUAUCUUCAGUUUGGAGGAGAA
Lycium ferocissimum is the source of this 2200-nucleotide messenger RNA. Its product is annotated as IRK-interacting protein-like. The transcript is spliced from 2 exons. The coding region runs from base 189 to 2039 and encodes 616 amino acids. The record is from RefSeq and is a predicted model, not a curated record. NCBI's taxonomy places the organism in Eukaryota, Viridiplantae, Streptophyta, Magnoliopsida, Solanales, Solanaceae.